Tetrahymena thermophila SB210 is the source of this 567-nucleotide messenger RNA. RefSeq lists its product as hypothetical. The record is from RefSeq and is a predicted model, not a curated record. Lineage: Eukaryota; Ciliophora; Oligohymenophorea; Hymenostomatida; Tetrahymenidae. The transcript has a single exon.
AUGUCUAAUAAGCAUUCAGAUGUAGAUCUCAAAAACUCUCAACAUAAUUUAAAUAAUUAAUCUGUUAUUCUUAGAUCAAUAGCUGACUGCGAAGAAGCUGAUAUAGCAGUUCAAUAGCAUGAAAUAGAAAAAUAAUGCAAAACAAACAAAUAUCUUAGUAGACUUGGUCUUAAUAAUAAAUACAGUAAAAGAGACUAUUUAAAAGUGUAAAACUAAAGUUAAGUCAAUAAAGAGUUUUUAAAUAUAAAUUUUGAUAGUGAAAAUCUAAAUCCAAAGUCAAAGAAUAUUAAUUAAAUAUCUUCUAAAGUAUAAUGUUCUAGCUAGAAGGCAGGUUUUAAUGAAAAAAUAUAUCCUUAACUAGGAGAUCAAGUCUUUUAAAAUAAGAAACAAAGAUCUUUUACAACUUAAUUUGAAAAUAAUUAGCAUCUAAACAAAUAAAAGUGUUAAGAAAUUCUACCGCUAAAUAUAAAAUAUAUCUCUAAUUCAAAUUAAGAAGUUAAAAAUAGUUAAUAAUCCUAUUAAAACUACACUACCCGUAACUAAUAAUAUUCAGACUUUGAAAGAUGA